Bactrocera latifrons is the source of this 558-nucleotide messenger RNA. RefSeq names its product adenosylhomocysteinase-like. The transcript has 2 exons. The record is from RefSeq and is a predicted model, not a curated record. Gene Ontology annotation, cellular component: cytosol. The coding region runs from base 1 to 558 and encodes 185 amino acids. NCBI's taxonomy places the organism in Eukaryota, Metazoa, Arthropoda, Insecta, Diptera, Tephritidae. Gene Ontology annotation, biological process: L-methionine cycle. Gene Ontology annotation, molecular function: adenosylhomocysteinase activity.
AUGCUGAAUGAAGAAUACUUAUGUUGUAUUGAACAGACCUUACUGUUCUCAGAUUGUCAGCUCUUGAACUUGAAUCUCGAUAAUGGUGGUAAUUUGACAAACUUAGUGCAUGAAAAGUUCACACAGUACCUGAAGGCCAUUAAGGGUUUGAGCGAAGAAACCAUAACCGGUGUAUACAAUUUAUAUAUAAUAUCGGUGACCAAGAGUAAAUUCUAUAAUCUGUAUGGUUGUCGCGGGUCGCUAAUUGAUGGUAUUAAACAGCCCACCGAUAUGAUGAUUGCUGGCAAAGAGUGCUGUGUUGCUGGUUUUGAUAUUGACAAAAGUUGUGCCGUUAUUGUUACCGAAAUGACGUCUGGUAAAUUUGGGCUUCGCGUACGGUCAUCGUAUCUUAAGAUGUUCAACUCGUCCAGAAAUCAAGUGGUGACACAAAUCGAAUUGUUGACCAAGGCUGACAUAUACAACGCAGAUGUGCCUCUGCUGAAGAAAAUACUCGAUGAAGAGAUCGCCAGUCUACACUUGGAGAAAUUAGGCAUACGAUCUGAAAAGUUCCGUAAUUAA